ACCCCCUCCCCCGCUCAUCAGCAUUUUGGAGUGUAAUAUAGAUAAUAACAGUGUGGGAUGAUUUAGCAGAAUUUUUUGCUGCCCCCUAGGGUAGCAGAAUGUAAUUUUUGCGCUGGUCACGCUGCUCACUUAUUCGUUCACUGACGUUGUGGUUUAGGGCGAGUCGGAAUGGCGUUAGAAUAACAAACAUAAUGUCUUUGAAACCACGUGUGGUGGAUUUUGAUCAAACAUGGCGGGAUCUGAAGGAAACUGUCGAGGGCGUGAUCCAACUUGGAAAAGUCAAAAGAAGUACAUGGAAUGAUCGUUUCCUAGAUGUCUAUGCCCUUUGUGUAGCUUUCCCUGAUAAUUUGGGAGAAAAAUUGUAUGACGAAACCAAAUUGUUCUUGGAGAAUCAUGUGCAAGAUUUAUACAAGGGUGUCUGUGAUACAGAUGAAAAUAUGUUAGUGAAUUACCAGAAGACAUGGGAAAGAUAUAGUGAGGGGGCAAGUUAUUUAGACCAACUUUACAGGUACCUAAACCAGCAAUACAUAAAGAAACAGCGCUUGAGUGAAGCAGAUGUACAAUAUGGCUAUGCUCUAGAAACAAACGAACAGCUGAUGGAUAUAGGAGAGCUUGCUCUAGAUAUUUGGAGAAAGAAGAUGAUACAGCCAUUACAGCAUCAGUUAUUACACCUUACAUUUAGGGAGAUACGGAGGGAUCGGAAUGGAGAAAGUACAAAUCAUCAUAUCCUCCACAGUGUUGUAAAUUCAUUUGUAGAAGUCGAAAAGUACAAGAAAAAGCAGCAGUUGAAACUGUACCAAGAUAUUUUUGAGGAGAAAUUCCUAGAGGAAACAGGACAGUACUAUAAACUAGAAGCAGCAAAGCUACUACAGGAAUGCAAUUGUUCACAGUACAUGGAAAAGGUUCUAACAAGGCUAGGGGAAGAAACGAUAAGAAGUCGUAAAUUUCUACAUCCAAGUUCCUAUCCAACUGUCACGCAUGAGUUCCAGCAACGAAUGGUGGCGGAUCACAUGAAAUUCCUACACAGUGAAUGCAGGGAUAAAGUGCGAGAGGACUCUAAGCAAGACCUAGCAAGAAUGUAUGAAUUACUACGGCCUGUCUCCAAUGGUCUUGGUAUUAUGGUACAGGAACUGGAAGUUCACAUUAAAGAAACUGGUUUAGCUGCUGUUUCAAAUCUCAAGAGAGAGAAUAUCCCAUCUCAGUUUGUGGAGUCCAUUCAAGCUGUACAUAAGAAGUUUUUAGAAAUGAUAAAAGACACCCUUGGAAAUGACCAGGCAUUCACUAAGGCUCUUGACAAGGCCUGUACCGCAAUUGUGAAUCAUAAGCAAAGUCCACAGGAAGUAUGCAGAUCACCGGAGCUACUUGCUAAAUAUGCAGACUCACUACUUAAGAAGAGUUCAAAGGGAUUUCAUGAAUCCGACAUUGAAGAUAAACUUACACAAUGUAUCAUUGUAUUUAGGUAUAUCGAUGAAAAGGAUGUCUUCCAAAAGUUUUAUGCUAGAAUGCUGGCUAAGAGGCUUAUACAUGGUCUUUCUAUGUCCAUGGAUUUGGAAGAAGCAAUGAUAAAUAGACUAAAGCAAGCAUGUGGCUACGAGUUCACAAAUAAAUUACACCGCAUGUUCACAGACAUGACUGUUAGUGAGGACCUCAUUGCAAAGUUUACUGACUAUUGUAAACAGAAAAACACAGACUUAAAUAUCAAUUUCUCCAUUUAUGUCUUAACGGCUGGUGCAUGGCCAUUAGGACAGACAGCACCUUCAAAUUUUGCCAUACCUCAAGAAUUAGAAAAAAGUGUUAACAGUUUUGAGCAAUUUUAUGGAGGUAACUUCAAUGGUAGGAAACUAACUUGGCUACACCAUUUAUGUUCAGGUGAAUUAAAAGUAAAUUGUUUAAAGAAGCCUUACAUUGUCACCAUGACAACCUUCCAAAUGACCACGCUGUUAAUGUUCAACACGUACACGAGUCUGCAGUUUCAAGAACUUACAGAGAACACACAAAUGGCAGAGAAGGAACUCGCUAAAACCUUGCAAUCUCUAGUGGAAGUCAAAUUGCUGAAACAAGAACCACCGUGUCAAAUUACAGAAAAGACUGUAUUUGAAUUGAAUAUGGAUUACUCAAACAAAAGAACAAAAUUCAAGAUAUCCUCAGCUAUGCAGAAAGAAACCACACAAGAGAUUGAGCUGACUCACAGGUCUGUUGAUGAUGAUCGGAAGUUGUACCUGCAAGCAGCUAUUGUAAGAAUAAUGAAAUCAAGGAAGUCAUUAAAACACAACAUUCUUAUACAAGAAGUCAUAAGUCAAGCCCGUGCGAGGUUUACCCCCAGUAUCAGCAUGAUUAAAAAAUCUAUAGAAGCUUUAAUAGACAAGCAGUAUUUAGAUCGUUCAGCAACGGCCGAUGAAUAUGUAUACCAAGCAUAGAUCCCAUAGAUGUAUUAUUUCUGAAUAAUUAGUAGAAUGGAGGACUAUGUUGAUAUGCUUCCCGAGAAGGCAGACCCUCUUCAGUUCUGGAGGAAUGGUUUUUUAACAAUGUAAUUACAACUAGACUUUGAAUCUUGGUAACCAAUUCUUUUUUGAAUGUAUAUUUCUUUACUAACACCAAUAAUAUUUUUGUACCAAGAGUCAUACCUGCAAGUAUGUAAGGUUUACACAGCUAUGAGAGUCUGAAUUAAAGAUAUGAUUAACAGAUAUAAGGGUCUAAUUAUCAGGGGUCCCUAGUUGGUAGAAGUCGUUUCCGGGAGAUUUGAAGUGGCAGAUCCAAGAAUUUGAAAUAGAGGGAGCCAGGGAGAGACUUCAACCUAUAGAAGGUCUAGAUCACUCAGUCCCACUAUGGGUGUGGCUGAGGUAAGAAAAUUUAUGAUUAUGGCACAUCUAGAUGACUGGAAAUAGCUCACUCAGACUUAAAUUUGAAUAUGAUUUUCUUUUUUUCUUUCCAUUGUUUUUAUUGUUUUGAAAAAAUUUAGGGGGUGGAGGGAGGGGCAGCACCUUCCUCCUGGAAUCCACCACUUAUCUGGCUAAUUAGCUUUCUUAAAACAUUUUAUUUUAUUUUGCUGCACAUUGUGAUACCAAUCAGCUGUGUCUUUCGUGAGACAAGUGAUAAUAAAGUUGUGAAAGCAUACAAAUAUGAAUUUGAGGGAGAUGGAUUAUUUUUCGGGAGAUUCUUGCUUGUUUGUGGGAGUGUGGGAGGCCUUCCCAAUUUCCGUGAGGCUCCUGUGAGUGGUGGAUCAUGAAAAGAAUAGAGUAGAAACAAUACAAACUAUGAGAUGGAAGUUUUAUGCUUUGCAAUCUUAGGAAAUCAAUAACAAAUACUGUGUACAGUUAUUUCAAUAAAUGUAGAAUUUUUUAGCCCAUCCUAUUCAUAUCUAUCAUACCGUAUCUGCAUCAGAUUUGUAAGUAAAUAAAUUUACCAACAACAAAGAAUUUGGACUGAGCAAUUUUAAAGACUAUGAUAUUAACAUAGACAUUCCAACCCCCUGAUCAUGGAGAAGUGGAGCCGUUUAGCAAUAGGUAUAUAUCGAAAGUUAAUGGACAGGGGAUAAAUUUGCCAUAACCCCACAGUUUAUUCAGUAAUUAUAGAUGGUUGCUUUAGAAUUAAAUAAAUAAUUUAUUUGAAGAUCUGAUAAUGAAGUUUAUUGAUCAAUUUUUGUACAAUUUAACCAUUUUAGUGCUUUUAAUUCAGAAACUGUCCAGGAAACUAACUGAACGUAUCAAGAUAAUUUGUUUAUAGAUUUCUUUGUACUGUGGGCAUACAAGGAGUCAGUGACAAAGCUUUGGCUGAGGACCUGCACAAAAAACAGAGGGGGUGUGGGGCAUGGGUAACCUCUUUAAGGUUUUACAAUUUUUUUGGGGGGGUGUGAGGUGGGGUGGUUAGAUUUAACAAGGAUUCACCUCCGUUAAUUACAUAAGAAAGUAAAUGUUUGACACAUGGCAUGUGUACUGGGAGUGGCCUGCUUAAGGUCUGCCCAGACUCUAAUUUUGUUCGACAAAAUCAUGUGACAUGCCUAAAUAUGGUCAUGAUGACAUCACAUCAUGACCAUAUAAGCACAUCAUGGCUAUAUAUGGGCAUACUUUUUUGUCUUUUUUUUAGUCUACACGGAUCUAAAAGGUAGAAAUGCUUGAUUACUGGGAAAUAAAGGCAUUUUAAAGGUAGACCUAUUUAUUUUGAGUGCAGGAAAUAAAAUGAGUGCAUACUUACCCAGAUAUAUAUAGACUAGCAUUUUUUUGUAUACAUCAGAGAUCUCAUAACAAGAAAAUAGCACACACUUCAAUUUCUGUGUACAAAUACUGUAAUAUUAAUAGGGCGCCCUCUUGCAAACACAAGUACUUUUCAACUUUGCAGAUCUUAUAAACUAAAGAUUGUACACUUUUCGAUUCUGGGUUCGUAUGCACACUUAUUAUCUAGGAUGACCUCUUUCAAGAACAAUUAUUUUGAGCAAGAUCUUGUAAACCUUGCAUGUAAUCCUGUUGAGUGUGCUAUUUUCUUGUUUCUUUGGUAUACAGUAAUAUUGUUCUCACAUAAUAUGUGAGAACAAUUAAAUGAAUUGUGGUGCAUUUGCUUAGGGCUUAUGAUGUCUCCAUAAUGCGUUCAUACUUCUGAAAAGUAUAGUACAAAUUAUAGGCCUGUAUAUAAAGGUCUAUCUAAAAGAGAGAGAUUAAAGUGCAUAUAAGUUCGAUCUUCCAUUAUCACAGCAAGUUAUUUUAAAUAAAUGCCUUAAUCUUUCUUGCAAAUGUACUAGAAAAACUAACAUGUGUUGUUGGGCAUGCAUGAAAUCUGUGAAGUCUGUUGCAGAUGCCAUUGUAUACCAGGGAUUUGACACGAGCAUAAAUUUGUUAAAAUAUGGGGACAUUUGGGGAUUAGACUUGAUUGUGAGGGAAAACUUGAAAACCAACAGUUGGAAUAUAUUAGCAUUGAUAAUAUAAUGAAAGUAAUUUUACCAUAAAACUAUUAAAUUUAACUCUCUGUAAAACAUGAGAUCAGAAUUCGGGGCCCAGACAAGGUUGUUUGUAGUGCGGCCUCAAUUUUUGUAUUUGUUGCCUGAAACAAUAUGUAUGCACAAACGAAGGUGUGAUGAAUUCGUUAUCGUUCUUGUAUUGUUUCAUGACCUCUUUCAUAUAAUAUAAAUAAUAAUUAAAUUAAUACUACUACAGUAUUGAUCAAGCUAUUGAUCUCGGAAUAUUACUAUUUUCGUUCAGCUUGUUUCCUUGAAUGUUAGUUUUAAUUAAAGCAUGUUCCAUUCAAAA
Anneissia japonica is the source of this 5237-nucleotide messenger RNA. Its product is annotated as cullin-2-like. Gene Ontology annotation, biological process: protein ubiquitination; SCF-dependent proteasomal ubiquitin-dependent protein catabolic process. The record is from RefSeq and is a predicted model, not a curated record. Lineage: Eukaryota; Metazoa; Echinodermata; Crinoidea; Comatulida; Comatulidae. Gene Ontology annotation, cellular component: Cul2-RING ubiquitin ligase complex; SCF ubiquitin ligase complex. Bases 192 to 2417 code for a protein of 741 amino acids. The transcript is spliced from 22 exons. Gene Ontology annotation, molecular function: ubiquitin protein ligase binding.